UACUUCAUAACUGCCUAGAUUUAACAAGAAUACAAUCACACAUCGUUCAUAAAAAAAAAACAAGCGUGAUCAUCAUCAUACAUAACGAGGCUUAAUUCACACGGUCGGCGGCGUAUUAAGUUGAACUCAGUUCGAUUUGAAAUGCCCUCCAAUACUUGGUAGCUGUGGCUCGAUUGGCGGUUACCGGUGUAAGUUCGAAAGAGAAGGGAAUGCGCAGAAGCACGUGGAUUUGUUUAGACGACUGUCAAGCCCCUUUCGUAGCGCAUUUACAAAGUCCGUGGGGUGCUUCCGGUAAGCCCCGUAGCUGGCGGCGCUUUCCCGAUAAACGAUACCGGGGGCCAACGGGGGCGACAAGAUCCACUGUCUACCUCCCUUCUCUCUUCCAUUCUUCCCGCCCAACCGUACCACCGUCUCUCUACCCCUGGGUCCCCUCUUUACCCACGACGGCAUUACACCUCCGAUGCAGAGACAGAGACAGCGACAGGGGCAGGGGAGUGACGACGGCGACGAUGCCCGGCGAAACGAGCGAUGGAGGAGGGGAAGACAUCAACGGCGGACAAGGCCGCCAUAUUGAAUCACUCUCGUUAAUUUUUGCGCAGAGGCGGUGUGAAUUUUUUCUCCUUGCGCGGAAGGUAGCAGCUCAAGGUUGGUGUCUGGGAUUCGCGUAUCGUCACGAACGUUUUCGCGGUUACUGCUGACACGCGUCAUCCCCUGUCCAUUUAAUCAGACUCUCUUCCUCUCUUUCUCUGUGUAUACGUACAUAUUUUGUUUUCGUGUUUGUUACAACACGGAGCUGGUUCAGCCACAGUUUAGAGGAAGCCGCGAGGGACAUGGUUAAAACAAUGCGCGGGUACGCCAGACGAAAAAGAUUCACGAAAACAUGCGGAAAUCGCGCGUGUAUGAUCGCGAGGCGGUGAAGUGUGCUCGUGAUAGGGAGGGACACUCAAGAGAAGUGAAGUGUAUGCGUACACUGACUGCGGUAUGUCGUGUGCGCCAUGUCAUUGUACGUAAGCGAUAGUAUAGAGUAAUAUAUCGUAGUGGAGUGGAGUGAAGUGGAGUGGAAAGCGACCAGACCGCCUUGCCUGCCUAACUGUCUACCUAACAGCGUGCCUCUGUACCUGCUGCUUCUCUUGGUUGUCAUCUUUGCCUGCUGCCUAUCUACACUAGCCUCUACCUGUCUGAUUGUGCCCCAUUUGUACGUCCGUUUUAUGUCCAAGAGUCGACUGACUUUGCAUGUCAAGUCGAUUUACACAAAUUCGGAUCAACCUUUUCAUUGACCUCCUCUCAGGGCAUAAGGGUGCGAGGGAGGAGUGAGGGAAAGGGAGAGAAGUACGGAGACGAAAUUCGGGAAAAUCCGCAGAGAGAGAGAAACGAGUGAGAGAGAGAGAGAUUUGUAGGGAAGGGAGUACGGAGGAAAAGAGAAAGAGAGAUUGGUUUCUAGCCCGUUCCCGAUGCCGUUCGUGUGGGUGAGUGGCUGACUCGUGUGGUAGGGGGUAGAGAGACCCGGGACAGGGGAGUGAGGGGAGAAAUAAUUAAUGUGCGACCGUACCUCUCCCCUCGCAGUACUGGGCACCCUUCUCCCCCUUCCACAGUCUUGUACCGCUACGCUUAGCUGCCAUUGUGCCGAGACGCCACUUCCGAAGCAUCAAAUUCAAUUCUUCGAUUUUCGUCACCGCCAUCAAAUUCUUCCUUCCGAGAUACAAGUUUUCGGUAAAGAAAGAUUGAAAGGAAAGGGCACGCAGUGUAUAGUGCUGCCGGCAGCCUCAGCAAAGCGCGCCAAUAUCCUCGUGCACGAUCUCGAACCACCGAUAUAUUCCCUUUGAACGUCUUUGAAUACCACGAGAGGUUAGGUUAGAACAUUUGCUUCCGUGGAUAUCGGCCGAUCGCCUUGCAAACCGAACACGAUCUUUUUAUCAACCGUUUUAAGUACCGCGAAAUUAAUCGCGUUACCGGUGGUGCUCUACUGUGGUGUUGUGAUUGCGUCCUUUGCAAGCGGAGACGCAACUUGCCUUUGAAAUAAAAAGAGGGAAGAGCAGAGAACCACGAUGCUCCGGUGCAUAUGAAACGGAAUGGUCGAACGGAAAUUUUUGAGUUGCUGAAUUUGAAAGAAUGGAAGCCAUGGAUUUGGACGGGGAUGCGGUUGUUGACUUGAGUGUUAGCAGCAGUAGCAGGAGAAAUUCUCCAUCGAUAACUGUUAACUCUGGUGACGUAGGAGUUCCAUUAGAUUUAGGUGUCCACUUUUCUUCAAGUCCUAAUGUGGACAACAACAUGCCAGAAGCACGUAAUAUUCAGAAUGCAGCAAGAGGCAUUUUGGCUCCCAAGUCUGGCGAUGAUAGGAAAACUCGUCGUAAUCUUAGACCUAGAAUUGAAAUAAGUUAUGCAGAAACUCCCGAUGAACGUAGAAUAAAUGGUUAUGUGAAUGGAAAUGCAGACAGCGAUGAAGGUGAUAUGCCUCCUUUGCCUCCAAUAAAAGAAUUAUCAUCGGAUGAGUUGGCUGAACGUGAGAGAACACUUAGAAAGUUAAGAGAGGAACUUAGAUCUGAGGAAAUGAAAUUGGUAUUACUGAAAAAAUUAAGGCAAUCUCAGCAACUGAAAGAGAACAUUGCUGCUGUCCCUAAAGUACCAAGUAAAUUACCUCCACCAGUUACAGUACAACCAGCUCCUCAUAGUAACGUACCUGUUUCCAGUCAUAGGACAGGCAAGGCACCACCACCUUUGCUUAGGGGACAACCUGCACCCAGUAGAAGCAGUAGUUUACAUGCACCACCACCUGGAAUGUUAUUACCUCCCACAGUUGGACGAAGUUCUACUUCUAGUACUGGAAUGCCACCUAACAUGGUCAUACCACAACCACCUCAUCCUAGAGGCAGACCACCUAGUGCAACACCAAAUGUGUCAAAUUAUCAUGCACCUGCAGACAGAACUGAGAGGUCCACGAAAGAUCCAACACCCACUCCAGCACAUCAAGUAAGUAAGCUGCUUGUUGGACCUCAAGAAAAUAAAACCACCGCAUCCUUAAGCACACCUGUGAUUUCAGAGCAGGAAAGACCAAGGGAUGAUAAUCAGACACCUGCACAACGUCAGGCUGCUGCUAAAUUGGCUUUAAGAAAACAACUCGAAAAGACCUUGUUACAAAUACCGCCUCCGAAACCUCCGCCACCGGAGAUGCACUUCGUGCCAAAUCCGUCUAAUACGGAAUUUAUAUACUUGGUGGGUCUGGAGCAUGUAGUUGAUUUUAUCACUAAAGAACCAGCUAUUCCACCACCUCCAGAACCGUUUGAGUGUACUCAAUGUAAAACGGAUUUCACACCAGUGUGGAAAUGGGAAAAGCCUGUGACUGGUGGUAAAAAGGAAGGUCCAAGAGGGCAACAUGCAACUUUCCAAAGACCUCCAGCAGGUCGUGAUCCUCGAGUUAUAUGCGAACAUUGUGUAACGACCAAUGUUAAAAAGGCUCUUAAAGCAGAGCAUACUAAUCGGUUAAAAACAGCAUUUGUAAAAGCACUGCAGCAGGAACAAGAAAUAGAGCAAAGGUUGGCGCAAGCAGCGUGCCCUAGCCCAGACCCACCAGCUCCUAAACCAGUUCCUAAAGCAGCUACUCCUACGAGAAGAGUAGCAACACCGCCAGCCCCUCCACCGCAAGUUCCACCGGCACCGACACUAGCACCAACUCCACCAGCACCCAAGUUACAAGAGCAUCCUCUUGUUAAAUUGGCAGAAAGCGGAAAAUUCAGCCCACAUCACGCUGCUGCGGCUGCCUUACAACAACAGUUGCUCAGAGAACUGGCAAAAAAUCCUGUACCAGGCCUGCCACCUCAUCAACCUCUUCCUGCUCACAUGAUGCCACCAUUUACCUCGAUAUUAUAUCCCUACCAAAUAGCAAUGGCGCAAGCUGGCGGGAAAGGUCUCGCAGAAUUACAACGACAAGCGGCAGACUUGCAACGCCAAUAUUUGCUUGAUAUGAUUCCAUCACAAGCAUCUCAAGCACAGGGCAACCAGGCACCACCUCGAGCCCAUCCACAUAAUUGGAAAACGUAACCGGACGCAUUUAAAGAUCGACCAUUAAACACAAAUAAAUAAAACUGUGCAGAACUGUGUUAGAAAAUAUUGAGAAAUAAGGAUACUCGUAUUCUUUUUCCAUGAUAAUGUACUAAAUGGAAAUUUUUCAAUGGAGUGUGAUUGUUACACUUUCAUGACAGUUUUAGAAUAAUGUACCGAUCUGUGUACGAUUGGUAUCUUUAUUUACAAUAUGAAGCUCAAACUUGGAACAAUGGAACAAGAUACUUCCUGUAUUAUUGUGAAAAUGGAAGAAUUUUAACCAUCAUUUUGUGGAUAUGCAUUGACGUGUGAGUGUGAGUUUUGAUUGUUGCCCGGGAGGUUCGAUGUUUUGUCGUCUCGAACAAAUCUAAACUUUCAGUUAAUAAUACACAAAUGAUAAUUAGCGUAAUUCCCUUGGUGAUUUUCAAAGGGAGAGAGAGAAUUAAAUGUUCACGUUUAACUCAAAGGUCAACAAUUAAAAAAUUCUCUAAUUGGUUUCUUCUAAGAGCAAUAUCUGUUAUUUUGUUUUUCGUGCUACAUUAUGUUGGUACUAACAAUAUUGCAAAAGAAUAAUAGGUGAAUGUCAAUCAAAGUAAGUGCAUAAUAACUUGGACGCACAUAAAUGAAUAUAAUUGCUUCAAUUAUUACAUUAUAUAUAUUGUAUCUACAUAAAGAACCAAGUGGACAUUUAUAAGGCACUAAAGACAGUACUAAGUGUUACAUGAUCAUAAAAAAAAAUUGGUUGAUCCACAAUAGUAGACAUAAUCGGAGAGGAAGAGAGCGAACGAACGAGCGAGAGAGGGAAAGAAAGAAAGUGAGAAUGAGAAAGUGAACACGUAUAAGUACGUGAGGUAAAGUAAAAUUGAGAAGAAAAUGGGAUCUUUUUUAGACCCUUGAUAUAUUAUAGUUAAGCCAACCUUUGUCGCUGGUUUGAAUAAUUUUUUUAACCAUCAGCGGUACCUGUGCUAUGUGUAUAUCUCUUUAUUUUCUUCAAACUGUGAGUAUUUUUAAGACAAUUAUAAUAAUUACGAAAGAAAAAAGUGCGAGAGCAAGAGCGAAUGAGAGAGAAAGUUGUAGAUUACUGAUGAGAGAAAACGAAAAAGAAACAAACAAUCUUUAUAAAAAAAAUGUGUGUCACUGAUAUUGCGAAAAAAACGAAUGUGGGUGUGAUAGCGAUGUUUUCCGUUUUUUUCUUUUUUUAUUUUUCUUUUUUUGUCGUUAUUACGGAAGAACAGAGAAUGAGUAUUCAACAUGUUUAAAAGAAUAGAUAGAGUGACACGAAUGUCAUUCGCGCACAAAUCGUAGGAAUUUCGUGAUAAGACUUUUUCAGGCUCAUUUUGAUGCAGGAUGUAUUUAAAAAAGGAAAAGUAAAAAAGUAAAAAAAAAGACGUGGAACGAAGAAGAAUAUAUAAAAAAAAUGGAGAAAAGAAAGAAAGAAAAUCUAUCGAUUAAGAUGUAAAUUACUAAUGAUAGCGCGAUUGAUUUCAUGUGUCACGUUGAUGUAAAAGUAUUUAAUGAAUUUAAACAGAUCGUAUGUAUCCGAAGUUUUUCCUGAAGGAAGAAACAAAAGAAAAACGAUUUAUGUGGCAGAUCGCCGAAUUUUUAUGAAAUCCUCUCUUCUGAAAAAAAGAACAAAACGAAAAAAAAAGUUUAUCUGCACAUUAAAAAGAGAAAAAGAAAAAAGAAAGAAAGAACGAGUUUAACAAAGCAAAAUCUCUCCGGCACACAUCCCAAGCAAUACUUAUUACCACUUCCACUUUUAAAUAAUCUGAUUUUUCAUUGAUUACCGGCUAAUUAACCGAUCUUGGUCACAAUUUCCGAAUCACUAAAUAUAUAGUUAACUGUAGUCUUGAUAUUUCUCGGUAUAUGAUACAAGUUAAUAAACUAAAAAUAGCAUAAUCAAUCUCUCUUUGUACUACGUGAUAGAUUUUGAACUCAUACUUGAUAUACAUGUACACCGUAAUAAGUCUAUCGAUCGCAUAAUAGAUCAAGAUCUGUGUUUUUUGUGUAAGAAGAAUCGAAGUAAUGUCAUUGUUGUCAAUUGUCAUUUUUGCCAGGACGCUACCGCUGUCAUUCUCUUGAUCGUAAACAAAAGAAAAAAUAGACAAAAAAAAAAAAUGAAAAAGAAAUGUAGAAACGAAAAAAAGCGGAGUAUUUCAUCGUUACGAUCACACAUAUGAAGCGAGGGAGUGCAUGGUAUCUUAACGCACAAGAAUCAUAUACAAUCGAUAUAUCUUAAUUUAAUUAUUGUAUCUUAUUAAUUAUUUGUAACAUACAUCUAUGUCUUCACCUUCUUAAUUUCAUAAAUUUUACAUUAAGUUAAAAAUACAUUAAGUUAAAAAUAGUGAGAAUAUUUUAACCCUAAAUUGGCAUCGUUGGGCCUUACUUUGGGUAACCUAUGACGGAAAGGUUUUGAGUUAAGUUAUUUAAUUUCAAAAUACAUCAUUAUAGUAUUUGUAAGACACUUUAUUGUAAAGUAUGUUUGCUUUAGUUUAUAUUCUGUAUAUUGUGUGAUAAAUAUAAUUAGUUUAUCGCACAAGAUGCAAAAUAUCAAAGAAAAUUGAUUACAUUAGCAUUUAAUAAUUUACCUUAAAUGUUUGGACCAAACGAUAUUUGUAUAUAAAGGAUUAUUUCUAAAUUUAUUGCUAUUAUCAUAUUAUGUAUAUACCAGAUAUCUGCGUUUUGUUACCAACCUCCCUUUCUUCAACAAAUGUAUAAUUGUUCCAUUAAGAAAAAAGAAACAGAAUAAAAGAAAAAGUGAAGAUGCAUGCAGCAUCGUCAAUCUCAUGACUGCCGAAAUCGCGUAAGACGUUUCGCGUGAUCGACGAUUUAUCAGAUUGAUCGUCGAUUACGAUUGCUUUGAAUUUUACGCGAUAGUGGGAGAACGUUCAAAAUAAUUACAUUGCAUUUUUUCACAUGGUAACGCGAAACGAGUGUUCGAAAAGAAAAGAACGAAUAACGCAAACAACAAAAGAAAAAUGAAAAUGAAAAAGCAACUAAUACGUUUCUUCCUAUCUUCCUUUCUAGUCUUGUCUUUCACCUCUGUGUGGUGCUGAUUUAAGAAUUGAAAGUACUCUGUAGUACGAAAGUAUAAUUUUAUAUUCUAAACAGGAAAGAAGAAAAUGGAAAAAAUGAGGAAAAAAUGGAAACAAAUUUUUUUCGCUUCGAGAAGAAUACGAAAAAACAAAUGAAGGAAAAAAACACAUAUACUGCAUUUGCAGGGCGGUAGUGUAAAAUAUAUGGAAUAAGAAACAACAAAGAAAACGAAACGAAUCCAAGUUUCGAUCUGAUAUAUAGGUAAAGCAAUAUAGAACUUCGAACAUCGCGGAAUAGUAUUCUAUAUAAGGUAUUUGGAACAGAAAAUAAAAUGUGUAAACGAAAACGAGGUCCGAUAUUUCGUGGGGACACAGAAAACACGCUGAAAUGAUUCGAAAAAGAACAUGUGAAAACGGAAAAUACAAAUUAAGAAUGUACAAAAUGGUUUGUUAGGCACAUUAUUAAAUUUAUUACGUCUAAAGAUAGAAAAGAAGAGAAAUGAAACUGAAUUCAAAUGAUUGUAUCUUUUAAGUCUGACUACCUGAUGAGAAUCUCUGCCCCCACAAUUUAUAGGAUUAGUAGUUUUAACAAAAAAAAAAAAAAAAAAAAGUACAGAUUACCGAAUACUCUGGAGACUACACGAAUAAAGCUUAUCAAUGAUUGUA
Molecule: messenger RNA, 7736 nt
Organism: Bombus huntii
Lineage: Eukaryota; Metazoa; Arthropoda; Insecta; Hymenoptera; Apidae
Gene: simj
Product: transcriptional repressor p66-beta
Exons: 10
Coding region: 2110-4035 (641 amino acids)
Biological process (GO): negative regulation of transcription by RNA polymerase II
Cellular component (GO): NuRD complex
Source: RefSeq, a predicted model, not a curated record